Messenger RNA from Racocetra persica, 569 nucleotides. The record is from the annotation of a GenBank genome assembly. Lineage: Eukaryota; Fungi; Glomeromycota; Glomeromycetes; Diversisporales; Gigasporaceae.
GCGGCGACAGAAUUUACGGUAAAAAUGGUCAUGAGAGAGUUACUGCUAGAGUUCUUAGUAACAGAUCUAGAACUGUGAAAUUUUAUUCAAGUUCAAAUACCAUAAUCGGUCCAAUGCAUUAUUAUCAUUAUAACAUAACUGAUUUUGGAUUAAUUUCAUAUGAGAAUCCAGAAAUCAUACCAGUACCAAGAAUAAGGAACUAUGACACUGCGCUUUAUCCUGAGAUAUUUAUAGCAGAAGUUUUAUUUAUGAAUAUUGAGGGAUCCCAUGUAUGUAAAUCUGGUCAAACAACCGGUACAACUUGCGGGGAAUUGGCUGCAAUCGAUGGUGUGUCUAUAAAUUCUCAAGGAAUUAUGCUUUACGGAGUCCUCAAAAUGCGGUUGUUUGCUGCUAGUGGCGAUAGUGGUGGUUCUGUAUUCCACUAUGUAGACUUUUCACAUCGUUAUUCAUUUCCUUAUGCAUAUGCAGUUGGUAUAUUAGUGCGUUCAAGUGUUAUUAGAGGCACUAGUAUAGUUGUACCAGCAAACGCAAUCACGCAAUAUGGUAUUGGAUUUAUGGGCCACUAUUGA